AUGGCAGCUAAGACUAAAAUUGAGACAGAAAAGCUAAGAGGGAGAAAUGCUGCUUUGGCUAUUGCUGCGGUGGUUAUCGUGAUUGGUGUCCCUUUAUGGUGGAAAACAACAGAAACGUACAGAGCCUGGCUGCCAAUCUCCCAAAUAAAUGAUCUCGACUCUUUACAGCUCCAGUUAAGUGUUGAUGUCGAAGUGGUGUUCUCACGAGGAACGUUGAGUCCAGAGCAGCAAAAAAGAGUCCCGUUCAGUCAGACCAGAGAGAGUGAGCACCAAGUGGAUGCUAAGACAGGGCUACGGUACAGAUAUGAAACCAAGUAUCGUACAGCCACCAUAAUGGAAGAAGAUGCUCUGAACCAGCCCACUGCUAAAGAGGCAGAUCUCUCUCUGCACACACUCAGUGAGAGUGCAUGUGGGUCUGUGGUUGUGUACGUCAUUCCUGAGACUUCCACCUUGCUACCAGCUGAUGUGAAAGUCUACGUUGGUCAGUGGCGCACCGCCCUCCUUCGUGCUGCUCCCUUUCCACCUGAUGCAAGUCUGAAGAAGGUUUUGUCAGUUCUGGAGCCUGAGGUGAAGCAGGUGGUUGAAACAACGUCCUUUAACCACCAGGACAUUUUGGCAGCCCUGAGCGACCGCAUACGCAUCAGGAAACUGAGCAAGGAGAACCUGGCCGACAGCAUGAGGGCUAUCAAGUCCAGUCCAGGUUAUGAAAUCACCUUCAGUUUGCUGAAUCCUGACCCGAAGUCUCACAACCUGCACUGGGACAUUGAGGGAGCCGUUCAAAACUACAUUCAGCCUCUUUUAAACAGACUGACUCCAAUAGCUAACUUCUCAGUGGACUCCCAGAUCCUGUACUAUGCAGUUUUGGGGGUCAACCCACGUUUUGACAACAGUGUGUCAGCAUACACACUGAACGCAGACAGCCUGGCACACGUCAUUAAUCCUGUCGAAGCCAGACUAGGCUCAAAUGCUGCAUCUUCAAACCCUGUGCUGAAUUUUCUUCUCUAUGUGCCUGAUGCCCACCGUUCCCCACUUUUUAUUAGAGACCACAGCAAGAGGGAGGUACCCUCCAACGCGUUCCACAGCCCACGCUGGGGGGGCAUUAUGGUGUACAAUGUGAAUGAUAUGUAUGGACCUGAAGCACAGUUUCCUGUGGAUAUCAAUAUUAACAUGGCCAAAGUGAUGGGUGUCUUCUUGGCACAGUUAAGGUUGCUGCUGGGAGUACAGAGGACUCAACCUCCCCCCGGUUUCAUUUUGCAGAGUGCAGGCAGUGCAGGUCUGACGGACUGGGAGCUGGACCGGCUGCUGUGGAGCCGCAGUGUAGAAAACGUGGCCACAGCCUGCACCACUAUUACCUCACUUACCCAGCUUAUUGACCAGAUCGGCAACAUAGUCAUCAAUGACAACAUCGCCCAACAGGUCUCCAGUGCGGUGAUUGCGCUCCAGGCUGCUAUGGCCGAGUUGGAGGCUGGGAACCUGGCCUUUGCCCUGCAGUACAGUAGGGAGGCCAUUUUGGCUUCUGAGAGGGCAUUUUUCGAUCCCUCCCUCUUGCAUCUGUUGUAUUUUCCUGAUGAUCAGAAGUUUGCUAUUUAUAUCCCAUUGUUUUUACCAAUGUGUGUGCCCAUUGUACUUUCACUGCUGAAGAUUGUUAAAGAGAUUAAGCAGAAACGUGCAGACAAGCAAGCCAAAAAUGACUGAGAGCAUUUGCUGCACUGGGUGGCUAUGAUUAGGAUUUAUAUGCACUGAAGUGAUUAUGUUUGGCAGAUUUCUACAGUCCAACACCAUCAUUGUUUUCUGUCUUGCAUUAUAACUAAUUUAUUUUUGAAACCUUUAAGUAUCCUAAAACUGAACUUUUGAACUGAACUUCUGCUCAGUUUUUUUUCCCAGUUAGAAGGAAAAUUUUAGUAACUUCAGAUUAAUUCCUUUUGUAGUGUGAAAGCACCAGUAACCAGUUGGAAAGACGAUAAACAUGAGAAUGUUCCCUUGUUGCAUGCGGAACUAGAGCCAAUAUUUACUGAUUGUAUGAUGUUUAGGACGUAGCCUGGCUACCUAGAAUCACUGGUAAUCAUUUGUCACAGUUUUUCUACAAAUAGGUUACACAGUGCCCUAAAAGUAUUUAGCAUCAACCCUUUUGUUGUGGAAAUGGUCACAACCUAAACUGCCAUACUCGGAAGCGUAAAAAAAGAUCCCCGUUAAAAGCUACCACCAGCAUAUUUCACAGUAGAGUGGUUUAAACUUGCCUAGAAUUUUUAUCCAGAUGUUUCAUUUGAGUCUUAUUGUCUCUAACUAUUUGCCAUCUCACUGGUGAGCCUCCUAAGUGAUGCUUUACAUGUCAUGUUACUUUCACUAAGAGUUUUUGUUUUGCAACUCUUUUAUAAAGGCUCUGUUUGUGUAACUCAUCAGAUGUUACUAACUCAUACACAGUCCUUUCAGUCACAGUCGAUUUCUUCUGUAACUCAGUCCGUGUUGGUGUUUCAAUAGCUGUUUUAAUGAAUCUGCCUGUCUAGUCUGUUAAACAACUUUAGAGGCCUGACCUAGGCAGUGUGGCUGGGUUUCUGCUACUUCUAUAUGAUGGACUAAACUAAACUCUGAAAUAUAAGCAGCUUUGUAAUGUUCUUGUAUCAUUUUCCUGAUCUAAAGAGAAAACAAUUCAAGGUGAAAAGUCAGUUUUUCUGCCAUAAUAAUGGAAACUAGUUUAGUAAUUUAGUUUCAUUUUACACAAUGAACUCUGCUUAUAGAUCAACUGGAAAACAGUAAUAUACAGUAUUUAAAAUGUGAAAUAUUAGACAUGAUUUUUAUGUUUUACCACUUCUUGAUUAAGGUUGCAGUGGGUCCAUAAAAUUACUAGGUGCAAUGCCUAGAGUAUGAAGGACCUAAAUACCUUUUCCCCCAGACAUAGCCAAUCAUAUCUGUAUGUAUGUACAUUGGUCUGACCAGGCAAUAGCACCAGUGGGGUUUCGAACCCUGUUUCCUAGCAGUAGUGGGCUAGCGUAACUUACCGCUGUGCCACCCGAGUGCCCCAAUAUUGAAAAAUGAAAUAUAAAAAAGUAAUGCUAAAUACUUUUUAAGGCACUGUAUUCUCCUACUUUUUUUAAAUUAUUUUUUAAAAAUUGUUUUACAAAAUAAGCAUUUAUGUGUACAGUUGGGUCAUCAAUCCCCACCAGCAUCUCUACCACCCCCUUAUAUCUGUGUAAAACACUGCGUUUAAAAUUAUACAAUGCCAUUUAAGUGCUGAUAUUAUUCCAAGUACAACAAAAGAACCUGUGAGUUCCAUUAUGUUGGCAGCUGGGAUGAUGAAUACAAAGUAAAAGAUAAAUCCAACCUUAAAGCCGAUGUUCUUCUAUUGUUGGUGUCUAAUGUUACAAUGGUUUUACUCUAUUUAUAAGUUUUAUAUAUUUGAAGCGGCUAGGACUGAAAAAGUUUCACAGGACUGUCAUGCAAAUCUACAAUGAAAACAAAAAUGUCACCCUUGU
Trichomycterus rosablanca is the source of this 3470-nucleotide messenger RNA. RefSeq names its product phosphatidylinositol glycan anchor biosynthesis, class S (gene pigs). The transcript has 12 exons. Gene Ontology annotation, cellular component: GPI-anchor transamidase complex. The record is from RefSeq and is a predicted model, not a curated record. Gene Ontology annotation, biological process: attachment of GPI anchor to protein. NCBI's taxonomy places the organism in Eukaryota, Metazoa, Chordata, Actinopteri, Siluriformes, Trichomycteridae. The coding region runs from base 1 to 1695 and encodes 564 amino acids.